Molecule: messenger RNA, 642 nt
Organism: Phialemonium atrogriseum
Lineage: Eukaryota; Fungi; Ascomycota; Sordariomycetes; Cephalothecales; Cephalothecaceae
Exons: 1
Coding region: 120-575 (151 amino acids)
Source: RefSeq, a predicted model, not a curated record
GGCUCCGGCUCCGGCUCCGGCUCCCACGGGGGCGUUCCGGCCGUGGGACGGCACUGUUGUUGUUGUCGGCGGCGGGGAGGGCGGGGUCGCGAGCGCGAGCGCGGUUAGUAGUGUCGGGAAUGGGGUGUGGCUUGGGGGGGCUGGUGGUGGUGCUAGUGCUAGUGGGGCUGCGGCUGCGGCUGGGGAUGAGUCUGGGAGUGAAUCCGGGAGUGAGGCUGGGGAUGAGGCUGGUGCUGGGUCCGAGACUGGCUCCGAGCCCGGCGCUGGGUCUGAGUGGGGGGACACUGGUGCCGACAGUGGGAGUGGCACCGACACUGGUGGUAGUGACGAGAGCAGCGGUGCCGGCAGCCCCGAGGGCGGUGCUGACGGUGGAGCAACAACGACUAUGGGGGGCCCCGUCUUUGCGGCGGGUGCCUCGUUCCGGGAGGAGGGAUGGGCGAGGACGGCCUUGGCCCUGGGGCUGGUCUUCGCAACGGCUGCAUUUAUACUGUGAGAAGGAAAGAGGGGGGGGUAUAAUGGGAGAAGGAACUUUGCCAGCCAUGGUUCUUUGGCUGUCAAUACGAUUUACGAAUUAAAUAUAGUAGUUUCGCAGAAUAUAUAGAUAGGUACAACGUAUUUCGACUUUAUACAUUCUUGCUCAUG